AUGCUGCGGCGCUCAGGCGUGCUUUGCUUGGCUGCUCCGCUUGUGAUGUCCAAGAUGGCGCAAGCUGCAGCGUGCUGGGGGUCUGCCAAGGAUGUGGCCAAACCAGCCACUUCACAGGGUGUUGUUGCUUUCAGAGGGAGCUGCUACAAUAUCAUCUAUGACGAGAAGAGUGGACCACAAAACAUGGGGCGCUUGCUGGUGCAUCCCUUCGGUCCGCCCGAGACGAGCGAUGUCGCUGAGUGCUUGGACCAGGUGAACCGGCUGGCGACUGAGCAAGUUAUCAAGAAGGACAUCGUGGUUCUGCUGGACUUCUCAGACUUUGUAUGGCCCUCGCCCGUGGCGGCAUACCGAAGCUUCUUCCCUGUCAUCCGAGAGCGGCUCCCCACAGCGGAGCUGCGGGACAAGACCCAGGCGUUCGCCAUCGUUCAGCGAGAGUCCUUUUGGGUGCGUUCCAUUGUUGACGCCAUGCUCCUCAUGACGCAGCCGGAGACAGCUCCCAUCUUUGCCAAGGACCAGCGUGAGGCCUGCGAACGGCUCCGAGAGCGCUUUGAGCGCCCUCAGUUGGCUACACUUUAG
Messenger RNA from Symbiodinium pilosum, 576 nucleotides. Lineage: Eukaryota; Dinophyceae; Suessiales; Symbiodiniaceae. The record is from the annotation of a GenBank genome assembly.